GAAUGACCUUAAGGCGCACUGUCGGAGUAUCUCGCUACGCCGAUAGAGUUGAUCAUAACGAGUUGAUAGUGAAGCUACACAAUAUUAUCGUGGAACAAAUACUAUUAAGCAAAUUGAAACGAACUUGUUAAAGGUCUUAUACAUAUAUCUAUUAUUGCUUUUAAUGGUAUCACUGUGUUUCUCAAAAUCUUCAAUUCACUUUUCAAGACGAACAUUCUUUACAUCGAGGAUCAGUUGUUCACCGCGUAAUCUCUUCUCAGAUGAUAGUUAUAGACUUCGUACAUUCCUUAAUUAUACUGUAUCGUUUGGUAUAUUCAUGAUUGGUUUUGGAUAUGGUACUGUGCCGUUAUAUCGUUUGUAUUGUACAAAAACAGGUAGCGGGACAAAUGCAAAUUUUGCUAAGGCUAAAACUGAAAAGAUCAGAAGUAUGAAACCAGUAAAAGACUAUGAACUAGUUGUGUAUUUUGCUGCUGAUACAUAUUCAAAAAUGUCAUGGAAAUUUAAACCAUUACAAAAAGAGUUAACUGUUGUCCCUGGUGAAACAGCCUUGGCAUUUUAUUCCGCUGAAAAUCCAACAGAUAAACCGAUUGUAGGAAUUGCUACUUAUUCUAUUGUCCCAUUUGAAGCAUCAAAAUAUUUUAAUAAAAUACAAUGUUUCUGUUUCGAAGAACAACGUCUCAAUCCACAUGAAAAAGUUGAUCUACCUGUAUUCUUCUAUAUUGAUCCAGAGAUUACAUCAGAUCCACGAUUGAAAUCACUUAACACGAUAGUAUUGAAUUAUACAUUUUUUGAAGCUAAAAAAUCAAAAUUUUAUGUCCCUGGGAUAACAACGCCGGAGUAUGCUGAUGUACAAACACCACCAGCAACAACACCACAGACGACAGUACCAACUACCGAGUUAGUUAGCUAGUCAGUUAGGUAGUUUGUUAAUGUGAUGAUUCACUCUGUGUGUAGUCUCAUGGAUCCUAGUCGAAUUUUUUUUCGUAUUCGCCUUCAUCUUCUCUUUUUCCUGUCUCUUCUGUAAGACAGAGAUUGUACAUAGGACUGACUUCUUUCUCCUCUUAUUUAUUCUUAUAAAUCCUUUUGUACAACACGUCUUAUGCUCCCACUUAUUUUCUCAUUUGUCAAAUAGACAAUUUUUGUGUAUUUAACUGAAUUUUAGAUUUUUUCCCGUCGAUUGAUCGGCCCGAAUUGCUCGGUCUCACGUUGACG
This is a messenger RNA of Trichobilharzia szidati, 1212 nucleotides long. Lineage: Eukaryota; Metazoa; Platyhelminthes; Trematoda; Strigeidida; Schistosomatidae. The record is from the annotation of a GenBank genome assembly.